Nezara viridula (southern green stink bug) is the source of this 2433-nucleotide messenger RNA. The record is from the annotation of a GenBank genome assembly. Lineage: Eukaryota; Metazoa; Arthropoda; Insecta; Hemiptera; Pentatomidae.
CAUACUUUGAGGUAAGGACAUAGAGAGGUUAUUUGUGAUUUACAGCAAGAAAUUAAACAAUCCUAUGGGCAAGGAAAUUUGUCUAGAUUUGUUUUUGAAAUACCUUCAAAGAAAAUAUUGGGUAAAUUCUAACAGAUCAAAUUAUAGAAAAAAUGAUUCUCAAAAAAUGUGUGGAUUGCAUCUUCUUAGACACAAGGCAUUGGUUAAAGUCAAAAAUUGAUGUACCAAUAAAAAUGAAAAUACAAAUAAACAAAUAUUCAACUGAGAUAAAAAGUUCAGCAGAAAAGUAUAUUAUAAAGAGCCCAUACAACAUAGAAAUACCCAAGAAAACAUAUACUGAACUCAUUUGGGAGCGUUAUAACAAAUGGAAAAAUCAUGAAGCCAUUGUCUGUGGGAUAACUAAUAAAAAAUAUACAUUUACGGACCUAAAAGAAUAUUCCACAAUAAUUGGAAAAUGUUUAGUUAAUGAAGGCUUAUGUGGUGGAGAUGUUCUGGCGAUUGUACUCCCGAACAGUCCAGAAUACAUCAGUAUUAUUUUAGGUGCAUCGGGAAGAGGUCUGACAAUAUGUUCAAUAAACCAUUUAUAUACGCCAGGUGAAAAAUAUCUCUCAUCAUUAAGGUAAAAAGUCCUAGAAUUAAAUUAUAGGAACUAAUUAUAAUCAACACUUGAUUAUUAUUUUUUUAAAUGUAUAACUAAAAAUUGUAACUAUUAUAAUAAACAUAAUAUCAUCCCUACAAAGAAUCCAAAUGUUUAUAUGCUAAAAAAAAUGGAUCACUCAUCAAUUUACUACUUAUAUAAAAUUUAGAACUGUUUAACUUUAUUUUAAUAUUUUUUCCAGAUGAAAUAUCUCAUCAAAUCAUGAAUUCGGGAGCCAAAAAGAUCAUAACAUAUCCUGAAAAAGUACAAGAUGUGAUGAAAGCAGUUGAUAAUCUUAAAGCAGCUAAAUGUCUACCUCCAAAUUUCAAAAUAUUAUCGAUCCGAGUGGAUGAGAAAAGUAGUACAAACCUACCUAAAGAUAUAAUAAGCUUAAAUGAUUUAGUAAACAGAUCGGCAGUUACUAAUAGUCCCAAGAUUGUGCCCUCUAUUAUAGCUGAUGAAUCUCUGGCAUUCAUAUCGCAUUCCAGUGGAACUACUGGUUUACCAAAAGGAGUUUGCCUGACACACAAAAAUGUUGUAGCAUCAAUUUUACAGAUGAUGGAAAAACAUACAACAUUUUUUAAAGAAACUAACGAUAAUCAUCAAGAUGUUAUACCUAUUUUUCUACCAAUUUUUCAUAAUUAUGCUCUUGAAAUGGUUUUAUGUGCUUUAUAUAAUGGAUCUAAAAUUGUAACUCUUCCAAAAUUUGAAGAAAGGACGUUCUUAUCCACCUUCAAGCAACAUAAAGCAACAAUACUGUUCGCAGUUCCUCCUACAAUACUUUUUCUUGGAUCAAAUCCAUCAGUCACUGAAGAACAUCUGAAAUAUUUAAGAGUUAUUUGUUCAGCAGCAGCACCCCUCGGUAAAGAUGAUAUUGACCGGUGCUUGAAGAAAACUCCGAAAGAUAUAAAUAUCAUACACGCAUAUGGACAGACUGAAGCCAUGUGCUGUCUUACUCAUACACCUUUUGGUCACAAAAAUUAUACUUCAGUUGGUAAAGCAUUGGCCAAUACAGAACUCAAAGUUGUUGAUCUUCUAACUGGUAAUUCGAAAGGGCCUAAUGAAGAAGGAGAAAUUUGCUUUAGGGGACCACAAAUGUCACUAGGAUAUUUGAAUAACCCAGAAGCUACCAAAGAAGCUAUAGAUGCUGAAGGUUGGUUUCACACUGGCGAUGUUGGUUACUAUGACAAAGAUGGAUUUUUUUAUAUUGUCGACAGGAUCAAAGAAAUGAUAAAAGUUAAAGGAUUUCAGGUUGCUCCUGCUGAAUUGGAACACGUACUUCGGAGUAUACCAGAAAUAGAUGCAGCAGGUGUCAUCGGUAUUCCAGAUCCAAGAAAAGGUGAAGUUCCUGUAGCAUUUAUCAAGAAGAAAAGCGGGUCAUCGAUUACUGAGAGUGCCAUCCACGAAUUCCUAGCCAGCAAAGUUGCACCUUUUAAAUUAAUAGAAAAAUACAUUUAUGUUGAAUCAAUACCUACAUCUCAAUCAGGAAAAAUUUUAAGAAAGGAACUGAAAAAGAUGUAUAAACCAGUGAACUAAAUAACCUCUUAUUUGUCGUCAUUUGUUGGAGAAAGUGAUAAACAUAUUUUAAUUUCAAUACUGUCUUUCUUAAACUAUACAGAAAUGAUUUUUAUUUUGUUAAUUAAGUGAGAUGAUGAUAAAUUUGUAAUCCUCAUAUUAACUUUAAUUCAACUACCAUCACUCAUGUUUUUUUUAAUUUUUUUUUUAAGCCCAUGGAUUUACUUUUGUUAAUAUUAUGAAAUAAUGAAAUUUUACUAACAUUGGUUUGUAGUCCUUCU